AUGCCCAACAGGAUUCUGCCCUCUGUUCCUCUUGCUGUUUUGGGACGAGUGUCCCUCCCUCCUGCAUCGCGCGCGCCCUUCUCCUCCAGCACCGCCCAGCCGUGCAGCUCGUCUUCUAACCGCACCGCAGCAGACAGACUCGCCACCGGCCUGCUGAAAAACAAGGAAUGGGCGUCCAAUUACCCAGCGCAGUUCCCCAGCCUGGCCACAGGCCAGCAGCCCGAGAUCCUCUGGAUCGGCUGCUCCGACUCGCGCUGUCCUGAGACGACCAUCCUGGGCUUGCACCCGGGCGACGUCUUUGUGCACCGCAACAUCGCCAACAUCGUGCACCAGGCCGACCUCAGCUCGGCCUGCGUGGUCGAGUUCGCCGUCAACUACCUCAAGGUCAAACACAUUGUCGUCAGCGGCCACACCAAGUGCGGAGGCGUCAAUGCCGCCCUCGGAAACUCCAAGCUGGGCAUCCUCGACACCUGGCUGCUGCCUCUGCGCAACCUGCGCCAGCAAAACCUCAAAUCCCUGCAGUCGCUCGAGCCGGACGAGGCCAUCUCCAAGCUGGCCGAGCUGAACGUGAUUGACGGCGUGCAGAAGCUGAAACAGCUCGGCGUGGUGAUCGACGCCAUCGAAAACCGCGGCCUCCAGGUGCACGGCGUCGUCUACGACGUGGCCACGGGCCUGCUGCGCACGCUCAACGCCGAAGACGAGUCCCACGAGGCGACCAAAGCGCCGAGUGGGCCGCCGGCCGAGCGCGCCGACCCGCCUGCGCUCUCCGCCGCGGCUCCUGCUUGCUGCUCCCUUUCGACUUUGACGAUCAUCGCGACCUCAGAUCUCGAGAACAUCUGGAUCAAAGCAUCUAAAGCACAGCCCGGCAUGGACUGUGCCACGGCCGUUCAGUCGGCCUAUGUCAAGCACCCGAUCAGGUCCCUGGCCGCGCUCUUUGUGGUCUGGAAAGCCCUGCUGUUCCUCGUCGUUGCCAACUGCCCCGGCCCAGGCUACGACACGUCGACCACCCUGUUGACUGACGCGGACGAGUCGGCCCGCAUCUUGAAGUUUGUGCGAUGGGAUGCCAUCUACUUUGUGCGCGCUGCCGAGCGUGGCUAUCUCUUUGAGCAGGAGUGGGCGUUUUCCUAUGGCCGUGUGCUGAAGGUCUUUACGUCUGCAUUUAUUGGUGGCAGUAUCCAUCCUACAGAAAUUGCCAUCACUGGGGUGAUCCUCUCGCACGUAACCCAUUUCCUGUCUGUCCUGGUCCUCUACGGCCUCACCAAGAUAGCCCUAGGCAGCGAGACAGCUCGGGAACGGGCUCUGUGUUUUGUCUCCGCUGCCCUCCACGUUAUCUCACCUGCAGGCGCAUUUUUGUCCGCUCCAUACGGCGAGCCCGUGUUUUCCCUUUUGAACAUGGCGGGCCUGUACGUGUAUUCGUUGGCCAUUCUCGCCGAGCAGACCGAAAGCUGGACUCGGCGAGACCUAAGCUUCGUCCUUGCAGGCUCUUUGUUUGCAGGAGCCACUUUCGUUCGCAGCAAUGGCAUUCUCAGCGGCACUUUGUUUGCGUAUGAUGCUAUCAUGGGAGUAAAUGAGGUGUUGGCUCGGGGACUUUCAUUCGGUGUGAUCAGACGCACGGCAUUUGUUGUCCUGGGUGGCAGUAUUGUUGCGCUUGGCAUGAUAGUUCCUCAGUACGUUGCAUUCAAGGUAUACUGCUCGGAUCCCGACUCGGCACGCCCGUGGUGUGAACGGCUGCUGCCCAGCAUCUACAGCUGGGUCCAGGCCACAUAUUGGAACAAUGGAUUCCUAGCCUACUGGACCGUCCCCAAUCUGCCGCUCUUCCUCCUCGCUGCACCCAUCCUCGCCAUCAUGUUCUACUCGGCCCUCGUUGCAGUCCGCGGCCAACUGGGCCAGUCUUCAUACUUUGCUCCCGAUCAUAUUGCAGUCAGGCAGUCGAUUGUCAUGCGCCUCGCAAUCCCACAGGGGAUUCUGGCCAUCCUGGCGCUGACGAAUCUGCACGUGCAGAUCAUCAACCGCAUCUGCUCGGGUUACCCUGUGUGGUACUGGUUUUUGGCAGCGCUGGGAGACACUCGCGCGUUUGGGGUUAGUGUGAAGGCGAUAGCGUUGUAUGCAGGCAUUCAGGCUGUUUUGUUUGGUUCUUUCCUACCGCCGGCGUGA
Molecule: messenger RNA, 2154 nt
Organism: Talaromyces rugulosus
Lineage: Eukaryota; Fungi; Ascomycota; Eurotiomycetes; Eurotiales; Trichocomaceae
Exons: 4
Coding region: 1-2154 (717 amino acids)
Biological process (GO): carbon utilization; GPI anchor biosynthetic process
Cellular component (GO): mannosyltransferase complex; endoplasmic reticulum membrane
Molecular function (GO): carbonate dehydratase activity; alpha-1,6-mannosyltransferase activity; zinc ion binding
Source: RefSeq, a predicted model, not a curated record